AUGUUGCCGCCUCCGACCCCUCGCGUCUCUUCAAUUCCGCUGCCCGCAUGUGGCUGUUGCGGUCACGUAGAGAACACUCAAUCUCGCUCCUUGACGGAAGACUUAAUCAGCAAGGUGCAUCGCGCAAAGGACCUGAACGUCUCGCCGGAAUCCGUCGACCGAGAGCUUCGUGAGUGGGCAUCGCCACCCGUUAGCUCUUUGUCCCGGCCCUCGAUUUCCCCGCGUGGCCCCCCUCCCCUACACUCAGAAUCCUCGUCUUCGUCCGGUUUCUUCGACAUCGACGCGGCAAACCCGAUCGUCCAUACCGGCUCUUCCAACGUGCACGAUCGUCCUGCAUCUUUCGAAGACGGCUCUCACUACACCGUCGGCCAUUCGUCUCCCCGGCCCUCCUCUCAACAUCACUACAACGAUCAGGUCCCUCGCAGCUGCCUGUCACCGGGCCCGUCAUUCUCCUUGCCGGAGGUGCCUACGCUGAGGAUGGAGAACGCGCUGGGGCUCUUCUAUCACCCCUCAUCCUACUCGAGCCCUCAGGUCAUGAUCCCGCCCUUCUCCUCGCCUCGAUUGAGCGAAAUCGGUGGUGGGUCUUUCCAUCUGGCUAGCCUGCCCUUCGACGCGCCCCCAGUCCCUCUCAUGGCCUUUACUCCAUCCUCGCACCCGGCCACGGAAAAGUGGCACUACCCCACCUUCACUUAUCCUGCAACCAAUAUCUCGACAUCUUUUUCUACGUCGGAGGGCGGCGCCGAGAACUCAUUGUUCUCCAAAUUCAACACCCUGUCCCUGUCCGAGAGCGGUCACCGUCUCGCUACGAAGGACGUGCCCAUGCUCGCCGCCGGUGUUUAG
Molecule: messenger RNA, 840 nt
Organism: Trametes versicolor FP-101664 SS1
Lineage: Eukaryota; Fungi; Basidiomycota; Agaricomycetes; Polyporales; Polyporaceae
Exons: 2
Coding region: 1-840 (279 amino acids)
Source: RefSeq, a predicted model, not a curated record